Molecule: messenger RNA, 822 nt
Organism: Paraglomus occultum
Lineage: Eukaryota; Fungi; Glomeromycota; Glomeromycetes; Paraglomerales; Paraglomeraceae
Source: the annotation of a GenBank genome assembly
AUGGAUUUGUUGGAUAACGUAUGGAUUAAAGUAGGAGACUUAGGGCGGGCAAGCGGGAAAGGGAAAAAUAGUAAUGGUAGGAUGACCGUUCCCACCAAAGAACAGAUCCUAGUACCAGAAACACUCCUAAAGAAGAGAAAAGCUCGCGCUGAAGACGAAGCGAAACGAAAGGAAGAACUUGCCAAAAAACGCAAGGAGGCUAAAAACAAAAGAAGGGUAAUUUUCAAGAGAGCGGAGAAAUAUGUCCGUGAAUAUCAUUCGACCGAGAGAGAGAAGAUUCGACUGAGAAGAUUAGCCAAAGCUGCAGGCAAUUUUUAUGUUCCUGCUGAACCAAAAUUGGCCUUUGUUAUUAGGAUUAAAGGUAUCAACAAAAUUCCGCCCAAACCACGAAAAAUCCUUCAAUUACUUCGUCUUCUUCAGAUCAACAAUGGCGUUUUUGUACGCUUGACAAGAGCCACCAAGCAGAUGCUGCAACUUGUCACACCCUACAUUGCAUAUGGUGAACCGAAUUUGAAGUCAGUCCGUGAACUGAUUUACAAAAGAGGAUAUGCCAAAGUGAAUAGACAGAGGAUUCCUAUAACAGAUAAUGCAAUCAUUGAACAGAGUUUGGGAAAAUUCGGUCUUAUCUGUGUUGAAGAUUUGAUCCACGAGAUUUAUACCGUUGGACCACAUUUCAAACAAGCAAAUAAUUUCCUCUGGCCCUUCAAGUUGUCAAACCCUAAUGGCGGAUGGUCAACUAGGAAAUUCCGACAUUUUGUUGAGGGUGGAGAUUUCGGUGAUCGUGAGGCGAAAAUUAAUGAAUUGAUUCGUAAAAUGAACUAA